Fonsecaea erecta is the source of this 3282-nucleotide messenger RNA. RefSeq lists its product as hypothetical. Gene Ontology annotation, molecular function: oxidoreductase activity. Lineage: Eukaryota; Fungi; Ascomycota; Eurotiomycetes; Chaetothyriales; Herpotrichiellaceae. The transcript is spliced from 14 exons. The record is from RefSeq and is a predicted model, not a curated record. Bases 1 to 3282 code for a protein of 1093 amino acids.
AUGUUCUCCCUGUUCUUCUCGUUUUGCUGCAGAGGGCAAUUCGCACCGCUGCUCCUCCUGGUUCUGUCCCUGAGUGAUGGUUUGACUGCUUUUCAGAUCACUGGUGCACUGGGGGGCGUCAAUUCGACUACAGGAGCACGACCUUUGCGAUACGAGAUCCAUGACUUUGCAAACUCAGGCCCGGCUUUUGAUUUGUUCAUCCUCGCCUUGAUAGAUCUCCAAAGCGUGAACCAGACAGAAGAGCUGUCUUACUUCCAAGUCUCAGGCAUUCAUGGUUUCCCUCGAAUCCCCUGGGACGGUGUCUCGGGCACCGGUAGCUAUCCAGGAUUUUGCACGCACGCUGCAACUCCCUUUCCAACCUGGCACCGACCGUAUGUGGCACUGUUCGAGCAAUUGAUCUGGCAGUAUGCGCAAGGCAUUGCUAGCCACUAUCCCGAUGAUCAACGUGACGAAUAUUCGAGUGCGGCACUCAGUUUGCGGGUUCCUUACUGGGACUGGGCUGUUUAUCCAGCAUUGCCUGACGUGGUCUCUGAGCCUCAAAUCUCCAUCAACACUCCGAAUGGGUGGCAGACAGUAAACAAUCCUCUCUACACCUAUGUUUUCCAGUCAGAUGCCGCAGGCAAUGGGUUUCCGCUCUCCGAUCCGAUGGCCAACUUUUCUGAAACCGUUCGCUGGUGGAGCCCAGACACAAAAUCUAGCAAUCAAAGCGCAGCCACUGCGGCGUUGCUGGCCAACGCUCCUGCAAUCCAAGCAUUGACGUAUCUAAUGUUCACGUCUGUGACGAAUUACACCACGUUCUCAUGCACCUGGCCCGGUGGGCAAUGGUUAACAGCGAACAAUAUCGAGUCCAUUCACAACAGCAUCCACAACAGCAUAGGAGGGUAUGGUCACAUGCAAUUCCCAGAAGUCGCAGGCUUUGACCCUUCGUUCUGGUUGCAUCAUGCCAACGUCGAUCGUUUGUUCGCCAUGUGGCAAGCGCUGUAUCCGGACAGCUACAUUCAGCCGACCGUGAAUGCAUAUGGAUCGUACUACGAGAAUGUUGGGUUUGUCGAUUCGGGAACAACCGCUUUGGCGCCCUUCCAUUCUGAUGAUGGCAGCACGUUGUUCACCUCUGAUGACGUCCGCAGUACGAGGACAUUCGGCUACAGUUAUCCGGAACUCCCAGACUGGGAGAUGAGUCCAGAUGAACUAGCUAACAACCCCUUCAUCAAAUGGUACAAUCAGCAGCUCAACGCGAAAGAACAGGCGAAGAUCCUCGAACAGUGGUCGAUCAGCGUGCUUGUGGAUCGGUUCCCGCUGAACACGAGCUUCUGCAUUGACUUCUUUAUGGGGGAUGCUCCUGACGAAGUGUCCGCCUGGCCCGCCGCACCCAACCUCAUCGGCACAUAUGCUCAAUUCAACCCCGCCAAUGUCACAAUGCUCCAUCCCAACGGAUACCCUGAAGGGCAGGUCCGUGGGGAGAUCUCCAUGACUCAUACACUGGCAGCAGCUCAGUUGUCAACCCUACCGGCGAAAAUGAGGCUGUCAGGGAAGCUGCUCUUGCUGAGCGCCUCACUCAUUACCCAUGCCCUUGCACAGGCGAGGAUCGCAUUUACUUCUGUCCCUGCCUUGGUAGUUGCCGGGCAAUCCUAUAAUAUUUCGUGGGCUGGCGGAGAUGGUUCACCUGUCACAAUAACGCUGCGAGAAGGAGAUCCGAAUGACCUCAAGACGAUUGCGACGCUGGCCGAUGGCGUAACCGAAGAUUUCUUUGUCUGGGAUGUCUCGAAGAGUUUGGCGACCGCAUCGGACUACGCACUUCAGAUCACGCAGGGACAGGACUCGAUCAACUACAGCGGCUUGUUCUCGAUCGCGGAUGGGAGUGGCACGUCGACCAUCUCGUACUCGGGUCUGAGCACAACGACGGGCGCCACGAAUGCCACCACCAGCGUGAUCAGCACCACGAGCACUGCAAUCGCUUCGUUGGGGAAAAGCACCAUAAUUCCCAGCAACACGACUUUCAGCUCUGCAACCCUGUCGGCUACCACCAGCACGAGCUUUAUUCCCGCCGUGACCCAACACAUGACCUCCACUUCCGCUUCCUCUAGCAGCGAGAGCCCACCGAGCUCCACGUCAGCUGCUCCUACGGCGGCGGCGACGACAAGUGUGCCGGACGCUGGGGCAGCUGGGCAGCUGGGCAGCUCUGCUGCUUUGGUGCUAGGAACGUCGUCAUCCGCCCAUGCUGAUGUGAAUGUGACAUCGACUAUGCCCGAAGUGAAUGGCGUGCUCAAGGAGCAGAACCAGCCAGAUGGGGGACGCUCUGCCUCGGGUCGAGUAUCCAGUGCUUCCAUGAUGCGUUCUGUUCUAUCGUCUUCAGACUCCUCUCCCUCUGAAUCCGUGCCCUGGUCAUCGGCCAUCGGUCACGCCGGCACUGGGAAGUCAGGCAGAGUAAUUGAGCGACUUCAAGGAGAUAUUGACCGUCUACGCCGCGAGAAACAACUGCUCAAGACACGGCUUGAGGAAGCAGAGAAAGAGAAUGAGACCUUGAAGACACGGAACCAAUCACUGCAGGAUCGGACGAGCAACUACGAGCAGUCUCACGAAGCGAGUCUUCGGCAGCUGACACGGAGAGAGAGACAAGUCGAAGAGCUCCGAGAAGAGCUGAGGAAAGAAAAAUUGAAGACUGCAGCGGCAGAGGCUCAAGCCGUGGCCGCGACCUCGAAUGAGGAGAUUUGGAGGGACCAAGCCAGCCAGGCGAAGUCUCUCGCUGUUCAGAAAGAAGUCGAGUACGAAACCGUGGUCGCCUGUCGAAAGGUGGACUACGAUCGACAUCAAAGUGGGUUGGAAAAGAUCAAGGGCAGUUUUGACGCUCUGCUACGACGACAGCAGGAUGAUUUGGAAAAGCAGAAGAAAUUGGAGAUCAUUGCCGAGCAGCAACGCCAGACCAUUGCCCAGCUCGAGGAGCUGACCAAGCGACUGACGUCGAAUUUCAAGGCCUACAGAAAUGAAGUCGACGCCGCCAUCUCCGAUCUUCGCCAGGCUGCGAACAACAACGACCAAGCAUUGACUCAGAAGUUAGAUGAGAUGGCCGAAGUGACAGGCCGGAUGCGAUGGGUCAUGAAGCUUGAAGAUAUUGUGAAUCACAACCAUCACGAUCCCGUUCAAGGCCAAGCACAGCACUCACGAAGAGAUCACGUCUCGAGACCGCCUUCGGCCCACGAAGAACCUUUGAAGAGAAGCCGCAGCCCCACGAAGAAUGUGCUCACGAAACACCGGCGGAAAGAUUCAGCAAAGGCCUCGAGAUGA